AUGGCCUAAUUGACUUAUAUUAGUUUACAUUUCAAAAUGGUAAUUUUAGGUAUGGCCAACAUUGGUAAAAUUUAUUUAUUCAAUUCUAUGUAGAUUCAAUAUGCUAAGUAAACAAUUUUAUUCCAGCAGAAAAUUGCCCAUUUUGCACUAUUGAUCUAAAUUAAGCAGUAAUUUAAGGUAUCUGA
This is a messenger RNA of Paramecium sonneborni, 185 nucleotides long. NCBI's taxonomy places the organism in Eukaryota, Ciliophora, Oligohymenophorea, Peniculida, Parameciidae. The record is from the annotation of a GenBank genome assembly.